Molecule: messenger RNA, 1773 nt
Organism: Alternaria incomplexa
Lineage: Eukaryota; Fungi; Ascomycota; Dothideomycetes; Pleosporales; Pleosporaceae
Exons: 2
Coding region: 1-1773 (590 amino acids)
Biological process (GO): transmembrane transport
Molecular function (GO): transmembrane transporter activity
Source: RefSeq, a predicted model, not a curated record
AUGUUCGGCCUCCAAUUCACCGCCACGCGCACGCAGAUCGCAUCGUACCUCUUCGGCGUGGCGCUCUUCAGCAUAAGCUUCCUCGUCUUCCUCAAUAGCUCUAUUUCCUUUGUCAUCACACAGCGUAUCGGCCAGUCGCGCAAUGUUGGUGAUGCGGUCGGCACGCUGGGGUUCGUGGAUGAGCUGGUUGCGCUUGUUGCGUGUCCAGCGUGGGGACUACUGAGCGACCGCGUGGGUGUGAGGAGUGUUGCGGUUAUGGGAUACAGUAUUGUGGGUGUUGCGCUAUGGGUCCUUGUACAGGCGCGGAAUGUGUAUCCGGAGCUGUUGCUUGCGAGGGUGCUGUUCAGUCUGGGUGGAAGUGCGACCGCGACUAUGGUGACGGCGAUUUUGCCCUCGAUGACUCUCGUCAAGGAAGUCAAACCUGAUCCGCGAUCGCCGACGCGUAGCCGUGGCAGGUCGCAUGCGCCAGCCGCUUCGAUAUCGUCCGAACUCACGAUUACGCCCGCGCGUUUCCGCUCCAACUCUCCGGAAGAUCAUACACAAGACAUACCUGCGAAGAAGAGUUCGGGCGCAUCUACGUCACAGCUUGCUGGUUUGGUGGGCAUGUUCACAGGCUGCGGCGCUCUAGUCGCACUGUUCGUCUUCCUACCUCUGCCAACACAGUUUCAAAAUGCCGGCGAGCGUCCCGCGACAGCUGUAGCAGACGCGUUCUAUGUCGUAGGGGCCAUCGCUUUUCUUGUGGCACUAGGCUGUUUCUUCGGCUUGCGCCAACUACCUGGUGAAGAAGCGAAAGGCUGGAAGCGCCUUACCAGCAGAGGUGACUACAAAGACGUAGACUCUCAUCUGACGCGCGACGUCGUACUAUCAUACCCUGGUCUCUUCCUGGAAAGUGUCCGUCUCGGCUUCACCUCCCCAAACAUCGGACUCGGCUACGUCGGAGGAUUCGUCGCGCGCGCAUCUUCAGUUGCUAUAUCGCUCUUCAUCCCUCUCUUCACGAACCACUACUUUCUACAAACUGGUCGCUGCAAAGUUGAUUCCAACAUUCCCUCAGACAUCAAAGUCGCAUGUCCCGAAGCCUACAAACUUGCAGCGAUGUUAACAGGCAUCAGCCAGCUCAUAGCACUCAUGUCCGCACCUCUCUUCGGCUACCUUUCCGGUCGAUUCCCACGAUACAAUAUCCCCUUGCUAGUAGCAGCUGUAUCUGGCAUUGCAGGAUACUCAGCCUUCGGAUCGCUCACGAGCCCAGACUACAAGAGCGACGACGGCACUGGCGCGAUCUUCUUCAUCGUAGCUUUACUAGGCAUCAGUCAGAUCGGCGCCAUCGUUUGCUCCCUCGCCCUCCUCGGCCGUGGCAUCAACAACGACGAACAUGGCUCCGCGACAGAUCUCCACAACUCGGCUUCCGCAUCCAUUGGAACAACGUCGCAUCCAUCUGCAGGCGCCACACCACCACACAGCGCGCCCAUCACCCCUCUGGACGAAAACGCUCCUUUGCUUCCAGAACACAUACAAUCUUCCCGCUCGGCCUCCGCGUCAAGGCGGACAUCAUCGCAUAACCACAUCAAAGGCUCGAUAGCGGGCACGUACAGUCUGCUGGGUGGCUUUGGUAUCUUGCUUCUGACUAAAGCGGGUGGUGCGUUAUUCGAUAGUACUGGACCUGGUGCGCCGUUCUACAUGAUGGCUGGGUUCAAUGCGCUGCUUCUGGUGGUUACUGUGGGUGUCAGUGGGUUGCAGGGCGUGAGGAGGUGGAGGAUGUCGGCGUCGGGAGCUUAG